Messenger RNA from Aspergillus alliaceus, 1215 nucleotides. Its product is annotated as mitochondrial 37S ribosomal protein uS11m. The transcript has a single exon. Gene Ontology annotation, cellular component: mitochondrial small ribosomal subunit; ribosome. Gene Ontology annotation, molecular function: small ribosomal subunit rRNA binding; mRNA 5'-UTR binding; structural constituent of ribosome. Bases 160 to 864 code for a protein of 234 amino acids. Lineage: Eukaryota; Fungi; Ascomycota; Eurotiomycetes; Eurotiales; Aspergillaceae. Gene Ontology annotation, biological process: ribosomal small subunit assembly; maturation of SSU-rRNA from tricistronic rRNA transcript (SSU-rRNA, 5.8S rRNA, LSU-rRNA); translation. The record is from RefSeq and is a predicted model, not a curated record.
GUAUCUUUGCGACUAGAUCAACCCAUUAGUUUAGGAUUGCUGUUCAACGUCGUCGCUGCUUGUGUGACGCCCUCCUAAGUAUCCUUGCGUUGGGUCGGCCUCUCCGCCACCGACAAUCUUCUCCGCAUAUCCCCGGCACCUACAACAUCAUAACAAAAUAUGAACACCACGUUUGCGAGAUCCCUGCUGAAGGCCUUGCCUUCAGUUGGCCGGUCAUGCCAACUUCGUACCUCCUCUGCCCGGCUCAUCAGGCCCUUCUCCUCAACCUCCGGGGUCGCGUCAGAUGCCAAAGACAAGUCCCGUGCCAUCGAGAGGCAGAUUCUGAAUGCGCAGCCCGAGGCAACUGCUGACGAGAACUCUGCCCUGUCCGCGAUCACCAAAAUGAUGCAGGGAGAAAGGACUCGCACAAAUCAUGCCGUGAGCCGUGAUUACUCUAAGAUGGCGGAGAGCCUGGAAGCAGAAAUGAUUAAGCAACCAUACGCCGACCGUGUUCCUCCCCAUCAUUUACACGUCUAUUCACAUAAGCACAACACCAUUUUGACCUUGACACGGCCCAAUGGCAAUCCGCUUCUGUCCAUGGGCUGCGGUAACCUGGGCUUCCGCAAAGGCCAUCGUUCGGGGUACGACCCGGCAUAUCAAUUGACGUCCCAUGUGUUCGGUCAGAUGCAGGAACGGGGCUACCUGCUUGAUAUCAAUCGCCUGGAGGUCGUACUCCGUGGGUUUGGCCCGGGCCGUGAGGCAUUUACCAAGGUGUUACUGGGUGGUGAAGGAAAGAACAUUCGUGGGCUGGUCAGCCGAGUAACAGACGGCACUCGUAUAAAGUUCGGUGGUACCAGGAGCAGAAAGGUCCGGAGAUUGGGUUAAAAUCAUACACAUCACUGUUAUCUGGCUAUCUUCUCUGGUGUUAUAUUCGUCCUAGGGGUGCUAGGGUUGAAGCCGUAAGGGCCGGCGAUAGUGUUUUCGACCUACAGGUAUCAUGGGCGGCGUGGGGAUAUUCUUCUGGAUUGCCAUGCGAGGUGCUUUCCAGUGUCGAUCCACGAAACACAUUAUCUAUGGAUUUUGUCAGAGACGAACGGAAGAGAAGACUUUUUUGAAAUGGGUUGUUCUGUUACUUAUAUCUGUAUAUUAGCCAUUAUGUAUCGGAGAUACUCGGGAUAUCUUUAUUCUUAUUUUUGUUUUUAUAUUUCUUUUCAUUUAUAUAAGGAUCGUUUAUCU